AUGAAUAAAGCACGUGCAAAAGUAUUUGCUCAUCUUAUUUCAAUGCCUGUUCAACUUAAAUAUCUUCUAGUUGAAAAGAUUGAAUGGAUUUUUCAUAUUGUUCAAUAUGCAUCAAAUGAUCUAAAAGAAAAAACACUGAGCACUGUUCAAUGUGCUGAAUUUGGUAUUCCCAGUUGUCAUUAUGGUUCGAAUGAAUCGAUUCAUAUUGGUAAAAAUCUUGUACAUUUUCUCAGUACUUAUAUGCCUCAUUUACAAAUAUUACGUCUUUGGCGACCAGAUGAUUUUCCUUGGACAUCUAGUAAGUUUAUUUUAAACGAAAAUCUAAUAUCGAUAGAUUAA
Molecule: messenger RNA, 339 nt
Organism: Rotaria socialis
Lineage: Eukaryota; Metazoa; Rotifera; Eurotatoria; Philodinida; Philodinidae
Source: the annotation of a GenBank genome assembly